UAGCUACGAGUUAGUGGUGUAGUGUUGCAGUGGAAAGUCCAGUCAGGUCAGAAGGCAUACUGUUUACAGCGGAUAGCCACCUCUCAGUCAAUUUAGGGACAUUUAGGUAAUCAUGCUGCACCAAUGCAUGCCAUUCGAAGAUACUUUUUGUGCAUUUUAAAAGCACUAACUCUCUUCACUAACUCGCUGCACUAACUCGCUUCUUAGAACAGUUCACAGCACCACAUCGAACAUUGGCCAAGUUUUAACACAGAUAAAGGGAAGUCUAGUCGAAUAUCAUCACGUGCACGGAGAUCAUGUACUGUUGCUCUUCCAAGAGCCACACCAGUAAACUAGCCUCAAGGAUUCUGUAACUAAAUUUAGCUCGCAAGGGAUGGAAACCAAUUUACUGAGGAUAAUGCGAGUACAGUUGUCUAGCUGACGUUACUUGGAUUGGCAGUAUCAACAUAAUACGCUGGAGGAAAUCUUUAUAUAGACCCAUAUUACUUAGAUUUUAAUGAGUUUAAGCUAAUGUUGGGAUACUAGUGGAAAUGCAUAUGCAUUGUCAUUAAUUAGAAAGUUUACUAGCUAUUAUCUCAGAAAACAAAUACAAUAGGACAGGAGAUGUUGACAAACAGGCAUUACUCUGUCACUUAAGACAUUUGAUGACAACGUUAUUGUGCAAGCUAUCACUUCCUGGUAGGACUGGAAACACAAGCCUUAAAAAAUAUAUACUCUUUACUUUUGUAUUGAUUUGCUUGUUGUUGGUAUUGCUAUGUAGUUACACUUUGUCUUAUUACCGAAGGAAAAUAACACAGUAGAUAUUACACAGUCAGUGGUGCCUGAAUUUCAUGUAUUUUGCUUUGAGAUAGCACACAAUUUAAAGUCCCCCACCAGCAAUUUUUUUUUUUUAUUAUUAUUUUUUUUUAAUAACUUUUCCUGUCACGCUAGAUAGUUCGAACACUGUUUAAAUUUGCUGGGGGCGCUGUUUCAAUGGUCUACUGUAAGAUACUUGAAGAUUGCCUAUGAAAACAUGAGGAAUAUGCUCAGAGCGCUCUCUGAAAGUAAUAAGCUCCCCACUAGCUGACGUGAGGAGUUGUAACUUUUGGACAUAUCUGACAAGACAGUAGCACCCUGUACAAAGAAACUUGAAGAGAAAAGGAGAUGGUCACCCUGCUGUGACAUCAUUGGACUGGAGGAGAGGACACGCUCGAGUCGUCUGCAGCCAUGAGUCUCCGCCCCCCCACAUCAACACUGGACAGGCUCAGCAGCCUGACGAUAGGAGACUCAGAGCGCAAGACCUCCAGCGGCCAGCAGAGGGAGCCUCUGGCUGACUUCCCCACUGAGAGCACAGGUCAAGGUCUGGUUCAGAGAUGUGUGGUUGUACAGAAGGACCAGCUAGGGUUCGGCUUCACUGUGUGUGGCGAGAGGAUCAAGCUGGUGCAGAAUGUUCGACCAGGUGGCGCAGCGGUCAAGGCAGGGGUCCACGAGGGAGACAGAAUCAUAAAGGUCAAUGGCUCGCUGGUGUCGUCCAUGUCUCAUCAGGAAGUGGUGAAGCUCAUCAAGUCUGGGACAUAUGUUGCUCUGACUCUUCAAGGACCGCCCCCUUCAGCAACUGCCCUCCCCCUACAUCCCCUCACCACUGACCUCUUACCCAAUCAGCGGACGUCACUGGGAGGAGAAGCCCCGCCUCCACCACCUCCACCACUCUCCCCCGGACUGACCAGCACCCCCCCCCAAAGGAUCACCAAACCACUACAGAACCUAGACGUACAGAAACACGCCACUCAGAUCCUCAGGAACAUGCUGGAACAGGGAGAGGCUGAGCUUCAGGACUUGAUGGAGGAGCUGUUACUGAACCCCUCCCCAUCCCUGGAGGAGCGAAUCGAAAGUGCCAAGCGGCGGGCCCAACAAGUCAGGGUUAAAAUCCAGCAAGAUCUGGAUGGAACUCGAUUGGACGCUGUGACCAGCUAUGUAGUAGCAGGAGAAGGUCGGUUGUCGGGGGAUUCAAGUGAAGGAGACUUUGAGGCCUGUGAGAGCCCCCACUCCUCCCCCUCCACCUCCUCCUUCAGGACCCCCCUCUACCGGAGACAGGGCUCCGACACACACACCUUCUCCGACUCGGCUGGGAAGGCCCAGAUCAUUGGCCCAGAGGAAGAGGAGGAAGAGGACGACAGCUAUCCGCUCAAUGACAUGGACGGCCCGUUUCAGGACAUAGAACUUCUCAAGUCGCGACCGGCCCACAUGACCGUGUUCAUGAGAUACCUCUUCAGCCAGCUACUGGAUCCCAACCCGCUGCUGUUCUACCUGUCGGUGGAGGCCUACCUGGGCUCCAGCCCUAAAGACGCCCGUGCCCUCGCCCCACAGAUCUGCUCCCACUUCCUGGACCCUGAUGCUCCGUUGAAAAUCAGAGUACGAGAAGAAUACCUGUCCGAUAUAGAGAGUCGUCUCCACGCCCAGGAGGACAUCAGGGGACCUCUUUCUGAGCUCCAACAGCAGGUGCUGCCUGACAUUCAGGACCAAAUACAGGAUUACAGGAGUAAGCAGAUGAUGGGUCUGGGUUCUCUGUUUGGAGAGGGAGACCUGCAGCAGCUGGAUGGAGACCCAGCCAAGGAGAGACUAGUGGUGGACAGACAGGUCACUGCUCUCUGGGAAAUACUCUCGAAGCACGAAGAGGAGAGCAGUUCUCGUCUAGCCUCUGCGGUGCUGCUGUACCUCCGUCACUCAGGCAUAAAGCUGAGGGACUCCAGGGUGUUCCCAGGUCUCAGCACUGAGAAGGAGAAGUGGCUCGCCUUCUUUCCCAAGACCAAGAAGCUGAGCAGUUCAAAGAAAGAGAAGGAUGGAGAGGACAGGAAGAGAAACCCCAUCCUGAAGUAUAUCGGCAAGCCCAGGAGCACCUCUCAGUCCACGUUCCAUGUCCCUUUGUCUCCCACUGAAGUGCGUCCGGGCAGUGUGAGGAACAUCAUCCAGCAGUUUGAGAACCACACAGAGAUCCCCGGGGAGGAGGGGGCCGAGGGAGACCCUCCGAGACUGUCCUCCAGCAGCCUGGGAGAGGACAGCAUGGACAGCCCCACGGUGUCGAUGCGUCUGGCUCGUAGUGAGUCUCUGAAGGCGCAGGGGGAGGGGCGUCGGCGGGGCGGGUCCUCAGGGGCGGAGACAGUCCCUCGGUCCCGUAGCGACGUGGACAUGGAGGACUGUGGAGAGGAGAGUGAAGGGCCGGGCCUGAGACCCUUACACCACAGCACCUCCUCUGCCUCCAGCAGCUCAGCACGAUCUUGCGAGAACCCCACCCCUCCGUACACCCCUCGGUCUUCCAGAAGAAAGAGUAUGGAGUUCCCGGUGGCCUUGCUCCCUGACGCCCCAGCCCUAGAGGAGGACGUGGUGGACAGUCACAACUGGCAAGAGACGGUGGCCCCGCAGGUCCUGGCUACUCUCUGUCCCCGAGAGGUGGACAGACAGGCUGUCAUCUACGAGUUGCUGACGACGGAGGCGUCUCACCUGCGUACACUCAGGGUGUUGGAUCAGGUGUUCUUCCAGAAGAUGAGGUGUGUUCUGAGCUCUGACGAGCUGGCCUGCAUCUUCCCCAACCUGCCUCAGGUCUACGAGCUCCACGCGAGUCUGUGCGAAGCCAUGAAGAAGAGAAGAGAAUCUCCCAUCGUUCAGGGCAUCGGCGACAUCAUGCUGGCCAGGUUUGAGGGCGUGGCGGGGGAGGAGUUUCAGGAGCAGGCGUCCCACCUGUGCAGUCAGCAGUCUCAGGCCCUGGAGCUCAUCAAGAACAAACAGCGCAAAGACCCCCGCUUCGCACACAUCAUCCAGGAGUGCGAGGCCAGUCCUCACUGUAGGAGGCUGCAGCUGAAGGAUCUGCUGGUGUCUGAGACGCAGAGGCUCACCAAGUACCCUCUGCUACUGGACAACAUCCUCAAACACACAGAGGCCGGUUCCACAGACCUCCCUCCUCUCCAACAGGCUCAAGCCUGUUGCCGGGGGAUACUGCAGGCCGUCAACGAGGUUGUCAGGGAGACGGAACACCGGCAGCGGCUCAACCAAUACCAGCGCAGGUUGGACCCCACGCCACAGUUCAAGAGUCUGGACCUGACCAGUAAGAGAAUGAUCCAUGAGGGUCCUCUCACCUGGAAAGUCAGUAAAGACAAAACCUUGGAGAUCCAGGCGCUGCUGUUGUCAGACCUUCUGGUGUUGCUCCAGAGAGGUCCAGACGACCGGCUGCUGCUGCGCUGCCCGUCCCGCUUGCUGGGGGGAGGUGGUGGGGGUAGCGGGGAUACCAAGGCCUCCUUCAGCCCCGUAGUCCAGCUAGACUCACUGCUGGUGCGCUCUGUGGCCACAGACAACAAGGCCCUGUACGUCAUUAGCACAACAGAGCAACAGAUAUACGAGCUGGUAGCAGGGACGUCCUCAGAGAAAAACAUCUGGAAGGACCAACUUGAAAAGACCAUCUCAUUGGCUGCUGGCUCCUCACCUUCGACCAAUAACAGAUCCACACCUAUUUCCUCCCCGAGUCUUGGUAAUGCUUCCCCUGUCUCAACUGGCAGCCAUGUCUACCAAUCAGACGACUCGAUGGCGGAGCAGGCAGUUUCAAUGGGGACAAACUCUCCUAAUGAUGAGGACAACGAGCUCACGCCCACCACACCAACGGCGCAAUCAGGGUCUUUCCUCCACAGUGAGGGGCGGGACUACGUCAAGAGGCAAAUUGGAGUGGCUGAGGCUGCUCUUGAAGACGUGGAGAUGCUAAAGCAGCUGAUUUUCCACAACUUUGAGGAAGUUGGGUGGAGUCACGACUCGGACGGAACGCCCACAAACGAGACAGCCAAUGAGAGGAGCCCGCUCAAUGACAGACGGAGACCGGCGUCCUCUGAGACUCUCCUCAGUGCCAGUCCCAGCCAAUUGGAGGCUGAGGAUUCAGAAGCCCCGCCCUCGGAGGUGGGGUCCCCCAGUGUACAUGUUGUGAGGAAAGGAAACGUGUUCUACCUGGUGAUGCCUACAGAGCAGGGAGACGGACUGCUGGAUGAGAGUCACACAGAUGAGGUCAUUGAUCCCCCCACCCUGACCUCCACUGAACUUCCUGAUCUGGACCAGGAAGUGAUGUCAUCAAACAUACAGCAUCAUGAGGAAGAAGGGCAGGUCUCUUCCACCCUGUCUGCGGGCGACCAAUCGGAGCCAGGGAAUCCGAGGCGGGAGGUAGGGCUUGGCCAAUCACAAAAGGUCCUCCAGAGCCAUGUGAUCAAACAUGUGGAUGAGAUUUUCCACACAAUCGAGGAGCUGAUGAGCAAGCUGCACCAGCUGAGGGACAUCGAGACAGCUCAUCACCAGCUGCUGAAAACACUAAGAGAGCCGCCUGUCAAUCAGGAGUCAGAUGACCUCCCUCGCAACCAGCAAACCGUCGUCAGGACGCCGUCUCUGGACCGGGACCCAGGGGAUGCAGAGCCAGCUAAGCCUGAGAUCCUCUCCACUGGAUUCUAAAGAUGUUAUCUCAAAGAGGAAUUCUUAAGACUCACCCCUGCUCUGCCGUAGACAUACGCACACACACACUGAUGGACUGGGACCCCAGCCUUUACCCCCUACCCCCUACCACCCCUAACCCUCAGCCCAAUCCUAGCAUACACUGCUCGUAGGAGCAGGAUCCAGGAAGUACUGUGAUGUCGUUGGUGUUGCCCUGGGAGACCAGGAAGUGAUGCAGGACUGAUGGCCCCGGCCCCCUGACACCCAAGGAUCUGCCCCCAACACGGAUUCAGGGUGAACUCUGACCUCUGUGGAGUCAGAGGGAGUCCAGGGACGAGAGGAUGGACAGAUGAAGGACAAAAAAGGAAGAGACUGAAAAGUAGAGAACAAGUGAUGGAAAUGUGUGAAGAAGCAAAUAGAUCAUAAUGAAAGUGGAGAGUGGGCAGAAUCUAAAUUGGCAAGGAAUAAUGCCAUGGAUGAGAUGUUGGAUGGAAGUAAGGUUGGUUACAUUUGAAGGAGAAGUUAGUAUACUUUGAAAGAAGUAGUGAUGGUUCAAGGGAGAGAGUUGAGAAGUGACAGAUGAACAGGACAAUGUAAGGACCCUAGCGCACUACCCACAAUACAUCAUCUGUCGCGUAUCCAUACUCCACAACGGAUUGCAUUAGUGAGGGACUGGAAACUGGACAGAUCACCGGCUCCAUUGUGAGUCAAAGCUGCACCUUGUUUGAGCCUAGAUGGUAGUUCCUUACUACUGGUUGCUUUACAGUAUGCCUGCCAUGGAGGUCAAUCGAAGAACGGUGUGUGUGUAUGCGUGCACACACACACACACACAAACACUGAACCAAAAUAUAAACGCAACAUGCAACAAUUUCAAAGAUUUUAGUGAGUUACAG
Salvelinus namaycush (lake trout) is the source of this 6326-nucleotide messenger RNA. RefSeq names its product rho guanine nucleotide exchange factor 11-like. Gene Ontology annotation, cellular component: cytoplasm. Gene Ontology annotation, biological process: G protein-coupled receptor signaling pathway. Lineage: Eukaryota; Metazoa; Chordata; Actinopteri; Salmoniformes; Salmonidae. Bases 1207 to 5454 code for a protein of 1415 amino acids. The record is from RefSeq and is a predicted model, not a curated record. Gene Ontology annotation, molecular function: guanyl-nucleotide exchange factor activity; G protein-coupled receptor binding. The transcript is spliced from 40 exons.